Messenger RNA from Ananas comosus (pineapple), 2748 nucleotides. Its product is annotated as probable receptor-like protein kinase At5g59700. Gene Ontology annotation, biological process: protein autophosphorylation. NCBI's taxonomy places the organism in Eukaryota, Viridiplantae, Streptophyta, Magnoliopsida, Poales, Bromeliaceae. The record is from RefSeq and is a predicted model, not a curated record. Gene Ontology annotation, molecular function: ATP binding; transmembrane receptor protein tyrosine kinase activity. Gene Ontology annotation, cellular component: plasma membrane; plasmodesma.
CCCUACCUCCGUUAUUAUAUACCCCUCUGAUAUCUCUCUCUCGCUCUCUCUCAUCCUCUCUAAUGGAGUCACUUGUGCUCUUCGUAGGGCUCUUAGUAUUCUCUCUCCUCCCCUUCUCCUCCUCAAUCACCCCAAAUUCCUCCUUCCUCUUCCUCUCCUGCGGCGCCUCCUCCUCCACCACUCUCUCCCACGACGCCCCUCCUCGUUCCUUCGUCCCCGACUCCACCUACCUCUCCUCCUCCCACCACACCCUCUCCCUCUCCAACCCUUCUUCUUCCUCCUCCUCCUUUACCUGCUCCUACCUUCCCUCUUACUCCACCGCUCGCGUUCACCUCCCUUGCUACCUUACAACCCUCCCUAACUCUCUUCCAUCCCGCGCUCCUUUACGUCCUCCGCCUCCACUUCCUCCCCUUCCCUCCCCUCCCACAACCUUCCCUCGCCCUCUUCGACUUCUUCUCCCCGCGCCCCUCCUCCUCCUCUCCUUCUCCCCUCCCGCCUCCUCCCUCGCCUUCGUCUCCGCCGUCGAGCUCUUCCCCGCUCCCCCCGAGCUCCUCUCCGACCCCCUCCCCACCCCGGUCGGCGCCGCGCCGCUCCUCCGUCCACUCUCGAGCCAGGCCCUGCGAACCCUCUACCGGGUCAACGUCGGCGGCCCCGAGGUCACCUCCGCCAACGACACCCUGUGGCGGACGUGGGUCCCCGACGAACCCUUCCUCUUCGACCCCGACCUCUCCCUAGUCAACUCCACCCCCGCUGGUAACGUCGUCUACGACGCCGCGCUGGGGCGCACCCGGGAGAUCGCCCCGCCGAGCGUCUACGACACGGCCCGCACCGUGGCCGUGUCGCCGCUGCUGCUGAUUUCGAACCCCGACUUCAACGCCAACUUAACGUGGACCUUCCCCGUCGAUCCCGGGUACAGCUACCUCGUCCGGGCCCACUUCUGCGACCUCAUCUCGCCGACGCUGAGCACGUCGGCUAACUCCGGCCUCAAAUUCAACGUGUACGUCAUGGGGCUCUCGGCGUAUCCGAAUCUCAACCCCAGCGACUUCACCAAUCAACUCGCCGAGGCCUUCUACGUCGACUUCGUAGUCGACGCCGACGGGGAGAGCAUCAACGUCAGCGUCGGCAUGUCGCCGCUGAGCUCAAUUCGCAAUGCUUUCCUCAACGGGUUAGAGAUUUUCAAGGUGAACAACUCGGGCGGGCGAAACAACGGACAUAGAUUCCGUACGACGGUUAUCCUUGCCUCCGUUCUCACCGUCGUCGCCGUCGCCAUAAUUCUCGGCGCGGCCAUUUUUGUCUGCCGAAGGUACCGGCUCACGUCCGCGGCGAAAAGCGAGACGACGCCGAUCUCGUCGUGGUCGCCGUACACGCCGGGACGCGUGAAUUCCGUGAGCCUAUCGAGCAAGUCGACGGCCGGGAGGCUCAACCUGGGGCUUCUCAUAUCCUUCGCCGAGAUCAAAUCGGCGACGGGCGGGUUCGACGAGAGGAACGUGAUCGGCGUGGGCGGGUUCGGGAAGGUGUACAAGGGGGUGCUGAACGACGGCACGCGCGUGGCGGUGAAGCGGGGGAUGCCCGGAUCCAGACAAGGAUUCCCGGAAUUCCAGACCGAGGUUGUGGUCCUGUCCAGCAUCCGGCACCGGCAUCUGGUCGCGCUCAUCGGAUACUGCGACGAGCAAUCCGAGAUGAUCUUAGUGUACGAGUACAUGGAGAAAGGGCCGCUGAGGAAUCACCUAUACGGCGGCGUUGGCGGGGCGAAUUCGGCGUGCCUGUCGUGGAAGCAGAGGCUGGAGAUAUGCAUCGGCGCGGCGCGGGGCUUGCACUACCUCCACACGGGGUACUCGGACAACAUCAUCCACCGCGACGUCAAGUCCACGAACAUCCUCCUCGACGAGGACUACGUGGCGAAGGUGGCCGACUUCGGGCUCUCGCGCCUCGGGCCGGCCUACGGGGAGACGCACGUGAGCACGGUCUUCGGGUACCUCGACCCGGAGUACUUCAAGACCCAGAAGCUCACCGACAAGUCCGACGUGUACUCGUUCGGGGUGGUGCUCUUCGAGGUGCUGUGCGCGCGGCCGGUGAUCGACCCGAACCUCGCGCUGGAGCAGAUCAACCUGGCGGAGUGGGCGCUGCACUGGCAAAGGAAGGGGCAGAUCGAGAAGAUCGUCGACCCGCGGCUGGAGGGGAAGAUCAAUCCGAAUUCGCUGCGCAAGUUCGGGGAGACCGCGGGGAAGUGCUUGGCGGAGUACGGCGUGGAUCGACCGACGAUGGCCGACGUCUUGUGGAAUUUGGAGUACACGCUGCAGCUGCAGGAGACGGAAUUGCGGAGGGAGCCGUUCGAGGAUAGCAGGAGCGCAGUGUCGGAUAUUCCGGUGGGGGCCGCGAUGGGGCGGAUGCCGUCGACGAGCAUGACCAUGAGCUACGGCGCUGCCGGCGAGUAUGACACCAGCAGGAGUACUGUGGUUUUCUCGCAGCUCAUGACCGAUCAGGGGAGGUGAUCAUAUAUAUAUAAAUAUAGAUAGACGAACAUCUUGAUCUCAAAAGACUCUUUGUUUUGUUUAGUUUCAAACUUAACUAAUAUUAGAUUAUGUAGUGUCAUGAGAAAAAAACCAUGUAAUGUGGUGUGACUACGAGAUAUCGGUCUAUCGGGUUUUUUUCUUGGUUGGGUUAUUAAUUAGCAAGUUGUAAGAGAAAGCAAUCUGAAAAUUCAAUAAAAAGAGGCAUAAAAAAAAAAAAAAACAAAAAGUUCUAUCA